AUGAAUCUUAAUUCUGGAUUUCUUACAAGUGUUAUAUAGAUAAUUCCUGGGGAUAGCGCGGAAUACGCUAUCCCCAGGACCAACCGGGAUCGGAUUCACACAUGGAACGGGAGUUCCAUGUGUGGAUCCAUUUUUUACAUGUGAGAUAUUUACUUUCACGUGUGAAAAAUGGAUCCACACAUGGAACCCUCGCUCCAUGUGGGAUCCGAUCCCGGUUGGUCCUGGGGAUAGCGUAUUCCGCGCUAUCCCCAGGAAUUUUCUAUAGCUUAUUUCAGCUUAGAUCUCAACCUCCAUGAUGGAUCUAAAUAUGUGAUUUUUUACUGCAUUUAUGCUAUGGCACUGCAGUGUGGUAUGGCCUUUGACUAUAUCACUGGGUACAUGAUGUCAAGUGUUGAAACAGCUCUUGCUUUUAGUACUGUCAUUCUUUUCCCUAUAACUGCAUUUGGAGGGCAGCAUGUAAAAGUCACCUCAAUUCCGCUUGCGUGGAGAUGGAUUACCUAUCUUGCUGUAAAUAUUAUUUAG
Molecule: messenger RNA, 522 nt
Organism: Blepharisma stoltei
Lineage: Eukaryota; Ciliophora; Heterotrichea; Heterotrichida; Blepharismidae
Source: the annotation of a GenBank genome assembly